This is a messenger RNA of Chaetomium strumarium, 492 nucleotides long. RefSeq lists its product as uncharacterized. The transcript is spliced from 2 exons. The record is from RefSeq and is a predicted model, not a curated record. NCBI's taxonomy places the organism in Eukaryota, Fungi, Ascomycota, Sordariomycetes, Sordariales, Chaetomiaceae. Bases 1 to 492 code for a protein of 163 amino acids.
AUGUUGGCCGCGAAUUACAAGCAUGAGGAAAACGCCGAGAUCACCAGACGCGACCCGUCCCCUUGGGACGGGGACAUGGAUAUCUUGCUCCUCAAGCUUGUCGACAGGGAGAAAGCCAUCUUCGAGCGCAUUAGUCAUGCCAACUCGUGGCUCUCGGCCCUGAAGGAGAUCAUGCCGUUCAACUUCUCCUUCUCUAGCUCCGCCUCGGCCGUCGUCGUAGGCUCCGCUUCCGCCAACGGACACGGCGCGAUCAAGGGAUGGGCUUACAAGCACGAGGCGUACUCGAACAACGACGGCUCUGGCGUGCGAACAACUAAGCAGAAGCUGGGCGAGCCGCCCGUCACGCAGACCAGGAUGUACGACGCCCAAGGCCGGCCACUUCUUACCGACGGUGCCGGCAGGCGGACGGGUCUGGACGACAGCGUCAGGCGCAUUGAGGAUGUCACGGAGGAUCGCCCUUCAACAGGCUCGGUGAAAGUGGCAGAGAACUAG